Molecule: messenger RNA, 630 nt
Organism: Rhodotorula toruloides NP11
Lineage: Eukaryota; Fungi; Basidiomycota; Microbotryomycetes; Sporidiobolales; Sporidiobolaceae
Product: endothelin-converting enzyme, metalloendopeptidase
Exons: 7
Coding region: 1-630 (209 amino acids)
Source: RefSeq, a predicted model, not a curated record
AUGACCGACUUGUUGCCCGAGAAAAACGCCGAGUAUGGCACACAGAAGUACUGGGACGAACGGUACUCGAGGGAAGCCGACGACUCCUCUUUCGACUGGUGCAAAUCCUACCGCGACAUCCGCCACCUCGUCCACCGUUUCAUCCCUCACAAGGACGCACGGAUAGUCAUGCUCGGCUGCGGUAACUCGACGCUCUCGCGCGACAUGUACGACGAUGGGUACAGGAACAUUGCGAAUGUGGAUUACUCGAGUGUGGUGAUUGAGAAGAUGAGGAGGGUUAAUGCGGGGUGUGAGGGGAUGACUUGGACGGUAGGAGACGUCCGAGCACUGCCAUUCGAAGACCAAUCCGUCGACGUCUGCUUUGACAAAGCGACUCUCGACGCGAUGCUGACAAGCGAGAAGGAUCCCUGGAAUCCGCCAGCCGAAGCAGUCGAAGCCGUCAAAGGCGAGAUAGACGAAGUGAUCCGAGUCCUCAAGCCCUCCGGCACAUUCCUCUACUUUACGUUUGGACAACCGCAUUUCAGGAAACCGCUGUUGAGGAGAGAGGGGUGGACGGUUGAGUGUGAGGAGGUUGGAGAGGGGUUUGCGUACUACUGGUUCUGGAUGCGCAGACGUGAAAUACAGUUUUAG